This is a messenger RNA of Jaminaea rosea, 681 nucleotides long. RefSeq names its product RNA-binding domain-containing protein. Gene Ontology annotation, cellular component: post-mRNA release spliceosomal complex; cytoplasm; nucleus. Gene Ontology annotation, molecular function: mRNA binding. Gene Ontology annotation, biological process: regulation of mRNA stability involved in response to oxidative stress. NCBI's taxonomy places the organism in Eukaryota, Fungi, Basidiomycota, Exobasidiomycetes, Microstromatales. The transcript is spliced from 3 exons. The annotation marks the transcript as partial. The record is from RefSeq and is a predicted model, not a curated record.
AUGUCUGCCUCGAGUAGCAUACAAUCAAGUCUCGCCGGGUCUUCAUCGACGCAGCAACAGCCACCUGUCGUCACACCUCCUCUUGCCGGCCCUCUCAGCUCCAGCGAUCAGAGAACCAGUCUUCUCGUCCUCAAUCUCCCCUUCAAGGUACGAUGGCAAGAUGUCAAGGACCUCUUCCGUCGCUCGGCCGGCACUGUCCUUCGCGCUGACGUCUCUCUCACACCUGACGGGCGCUCCCGAGGCUUUGGCUCAGUCUUAAUGAGAGACGGCGAGGAUGCGCAGAGAGCCAAAGAGUGCUUCGACGGCUUCGAGUGGAUGGGCAGAAAGCUCGAAGUGCACAUUGAGAGGGGCGGCGGCGGCGGUUGGGGCUUUGCUCCUGAUGGCAGCCCCCUCUAUCCCACGCUGGACUCUUCCUCCACGUACGGCGUGGCUGGCAGUCAGUCACAAGCAGGACUACCCUACGGUGGCAUGCCUGACGGGAGCUACUAUGGGCGUACACUCUUCGUCGGGAACCUCAGCUACGCGACGCAGUGGCAAGACCUCAAGGACCUCUUCCGAGCAGCAGGCAAUAUCCUUCGGGCUGACAUCGCCCUUGGCUCAGAAGGACGCUCGCGCGGGUUCGGAACUGCUCUCUUUGGCAGCAAGGAGGAGGCAGCCAGGGCAGUGCGAAUGUUUCAUGGC